Messenger RNA from Solanum stenotomum, 5222 nucleotides. RefSeq names its product histone-lysine N-methyltransferase SUVR5. The record is from RefSeq and is a predicted model, not a curated record. The transcript is spliced from 12 exons. Gene Ontology annotation, molecular function: protein binding; histone methyltransferase activity; zinc ion binding. Lineage: Eukaryota; Viridiplantae; Streptophyta; Magnoliopsida; Solanales; Solanaceae. The coding region runs from base 405 to 4934 and encodes 1509 amino acids. Gene Ontology annotation, cellular component: nucleus.
UUUUUUUUUUUUAUAUCAAAUUUUCUCAUCAUCUUACCCCCUCUUUUCUUUCAUCCCUAAUUUACCCACUUCGAUUUUAUAAUAUUUUUGGACCCUUAUACGUGCCCAUUCAACCAUUAUUUCUAAGCUUAAAAAUCUGGUCACCACGCAUUUAUUAUAUCUUUCCUUUUUUCCCUAACACUCCAACAAUAUAACUUAGUCAAAAAAUAAAAAAAUAAAAUUGUUAUACCCCUCUCUCCAAAUCUGCACCCACUGGAAAAAUAUUCUUAGAAUUUCUUGAUCUCUGCUGUAAAGAUUACUUGUUUAACCAGGAUACUAGUCAGGUUAGCAUAUAAUAGAGAGGUUGAAUUCAUCGCCAAACUUGUUCAGUCAUCGUAUGGCAGUGAAGAUUUUCUUCUGCAAUCAUGGAAGUGCUCCCAUGUUCCAAUAUACAUUAUGUCCCGGAGUCUGAUUGCCCUCAACAGGGCUCUGGAACUACUCUUAUGUAUGGUGGAAAACCAAACCACCUUGAACAUGCAGAACAAGUUCAAGCCGGUGAUGUGAAAGUCGAUGAUGUCCUUCUUAAUAUGAAGGAGUUUCAGGAAGAGAAAGCAGAUGGACGUCAAUUCUCUGUCGAGGGAUUACCAACUGCAGAUGUGAUUCCUACUAAAGAUGCAUAUUAUGAUUUUGGGGGAGAUGGCCAAAUGCUGUCCAGUGAUUUCCAUGAUUCUGGAGAUGACAAUGUUGUGGAACAUGAUCACGUUACAAGAUCUGAUCUAGUGCCAGAGUGCCUGCGACCAGUUGUUGACACUAUUGAAAGUGGACUCCCUUAUAGUAACCAGGUUGUGGGAUCCUCUUCCUGUGAGUCCAAGUGGCUGGAUGAAGAUGGACCUCUAGCAGUAUGGGUCAAGUGGAGGGGGUUGUGGCAAGCAGGAAUUAGAUGUGCAAGAGCUGAUUGGCCGCUAUCGACUCUCAAAGCUAAGCCUACGCAUGAGAGGAAAAAAUAUCUUGUGAUAUUCUUUCCUCGCACCAGAAAUUAUUCUUGGGCCGAUGUGCUUCUUGUUCGCCCAAUUAGUGAAUUUCCGCAUCCCAUCGCAUAUAAAACCCAUAAAGUUGGGGUGAAAACGGUGAAAGACUUGACUCUUGGUCACCGUUUUAUCAUGCAAAGACUUGCUAUCAGCAUACUGAAUAUUAUUGAUCAAUUACAUGCCGAGGCUCUAGAAGAGACUGCUCGCAGUGUGAUGGUAUGGAAGGAAUUUGCAAUGGAGGUUUCCCGCUGCAAGGGCUAUCCUGAUCUUGGAAGGAUGCUUUUGAAAUUUAAUGAUAUGAUACUGCCGUUGUAUAAAAAAUCAUUUUCGAUGGAGUCUUGGAUUCAGUGCUGUCAGAAUGCCAACAGUGCUGAGACAAUUGAAAUGCUGAAGGAGGAAUUGGCUGAUUCUAUACUUUGGGAUGAGUUGAACUCACUUCCAAAUGAAGGAUUACAUCUUGAUCUGAACUCUCAGUGGAAGAAUUGCAAAUCUGAGGUUAUGAAAUGGUUUUCAGUUUCACAUCCCGUAUCUGAUAGUGGAGAUGUUGAACAGCCGAAUAAUGAUAGCCCAUUGAAAAUGGAGCUUCAGCAGAGCAGAAAGAGGCCCAAGCUUGAAGUUCGUCGUGCUGAGGCACAUGCUUUGCCAGUGGAAUUUCAGGUGUCACAUCAGGCUGUCCCUGUUGGAUUUGAUGCUGGUGUUCUUGGUGGCCAUGAUAUCUCCAAAAAUGUACUGUUAGAAUCUGAACCAACAAAAGAUGACAUUUCUCUUGGAGAGGUUCCUCCAAGUGGUUCUCCUGGUAGUGUGGCAGAUAGAUGGGGAGAGAUUAUUGUUCAAGCAGACAGUUCCGACGUCAUUCAGAUGAAAGAUGUGGAACUGACCCCUAUAAAUGGAGUUGUUUCAAGUAAUUCCUUUGAUCAUGGAAGUAAGAAUCGCCAGUGUAUGGCUUUUAUUGAAUCCAAAAGAAGACAAUGUGUCAGAUGGGCAAAUGAUGGUGAUGUUUAUUGUUGUGUGCACUUGGCCUCUCGCUUUGCCAGUAGCUCAAUUAAGGUGGAUGCAUCUCCACAUGUUGAUACACCGAUGUGUGGAGGGACCACUGUUCUUGGGACUAAAUGUAAACAUCGUGCCUUAUGUGGCUCUCCUUUCUGUAAGAAACACAGGCCCCGAGAUGAGAAAGGAUUAGGUUCUAUUUUGCCUGAGAGUAAACAUAAACGAAAGCAUGACGACAAUGUCCUUAGAUUGGAUACCUCAAGUUGCAAAGAUAUUGUUCUCGCUGGAGCAUUUGAUGCUCCGCUCCAAGUUGAUCCUAUCUCAGUUCUUCGUGGAGAAUCUUGCUAUAGGAACAACUUGCUUGAGGUGCCUCGGUAUUUGCAGAACAGACCUAGUGGUUCUGAGAUGCAUUGCAUUGGUUUGUGGCCACAUGGAAGUGAGCUUUGCGUAGAAAGUCCAAAACGACAUUCAUUAUACUGUGAGAAGCAUUUACCAAGCUGGCUUAAACGUGCGAGGAAUGGCAGGAGUAGGAUAAUUUCAAAGGAAGUAUUCAUAGAACUUUUGAAGGAUUGCCAGUCCAGGGAUCAAAGAUUGUAUUUACAUCAAGCUUGUGAGCUUUUCUAUAGACUUCUCAAAAGUUUACUUUCCUUGAGAAACCCAAUUCCAAAAGAAGUGCAAUUCCAGUGGGUCAUAUCUGAAGCUUCUAAAGAUCCAAUGGUUGGUGAAUUCUUAAUGAAAUUAGUUUGUACUGAAAAAGAGAGGCUGAAAAGUGUUUGGGGCUUUAGCUCUAGUGAAAAUGCACAAGCUUCCUCUUACAUCGAAGAACCAAUUCCAUUAUUAAGGAUUACUGAUAAUGACCAGGAUCAUUGUGAUGUCAUAAAGUGCAAAAAUUGCUCAGAGACGUUUCCAGAUGAGCAAGUGCUUGGCACGCACUGGAUGGACAACCACAAAAAGGAAGCUCAAUGGCUGUUCAGGGGUUAUGCUUGUGCUAUCUGCCUGGAUUCUUUUACUAAUAAGAAAGUUUUGGAAACUCAUGUGCAGGAAAGGCACCAUUCACAGUUUGUUGAAAAUUGCAUGCUUUUCCAGUGUAUUCCGUGUACUAGCAAUUUUGGGAACUCAGAGGAGUUAUGGUCCCAUGUGCUCACCGCACAUCCUGCCAGUUUUAGAUGGUCUCAUACUGCUCAAGAGAAUCAUUUUCCUGCAAGUGAGGUUGCGUCAGAGAAGCCUGAUAUAGGCUACUCGUUGUCGACACAUAAUUUCAAUUCAGAGAACCAGUCUGGUUUCCGAAAAUUCAUCUGCAGAUUUUGUAGCCUGAAAUUUGACUUGCUACCUGAUCUAGGCCGCCAUCAUCAGGCUGCUCACAUGGGUCCUAAUCCUGUUGGCUCUCAUAUCUCCAAGAAGGGCAUCCGUUUAUAUGCUCAUAAAUUGAAGUCAGGAGGACUUAGCCGUCCGAAAUUCAAGAAGGGUCUCAGCUCUGUAGCAUAUAGGAUUAGGAACAGAAAUGCUCAGAAUAUGAAGAGACACAUCCUGUCAUCAAACUCCAUUAUUAGUGGAAAAUCUACGAUUCAACCUAGUGCAACCGAGGCAGCUGGUCUAGGUAGACUGGCAGAUCCCCACUGCUUAGAUAUUGCAAAGAUAUUGUUUGCUGAGAUUAAGAGAACAAAGCCACGGCCAAGUAACUCAGACAUCUUAUCAAUAGCUCGGAUUACUUGCUGCAAAGUAAGCCUCCAAGCAUCACUUGAAGCAACAUAUGGAAUUUUGCCAGAGCGCAUGUAUCUCAAAGCAGCAAAAUUGUGUAGUGAGCACAAUAUCCUUGUAAGCUGGCACCAAGAUGGUUUCAUUUGCCCCAAAGGAUGUAGACCUGUUCAUGAUCCUUUCAUAGUAUCUUCAGUACUUCCCCUUCCUGGUCAAGCAAAUAGAACUGGAAGUAUUCCACCAAAUUCUGCUAUUAGUGAGUGGACUAUGGAUGAAUGUCACUAUGUCAUUGAUUCUCAACAGUUCAAGCAUGAACCAUCCGACAAAACUAUUCUCUUGUGUGAUGACAUAAGCUUUGGACAGGAGUCAGUUCCGAUAACUUGUGUGGUAGAAGAAAAUCUUUUUGCCUCCCUCCACAUUCUUGCUGAUGGCUCCAAUGGCCAAAUUACCACAAGUUCUCUACCUUGGGAGAGCUUUACCUAUGCAACAAAAUCAUUGAUUGAUCAAUCCGUGGAUCUUGCAAUAGGGAGUUCCCAAUUGGGGUGUGCUUGUCCAAAUUCAUCAUGCUCUUCUCAAACUUGUGAUCAUAUUUACCUUUUUGAUAAUGAUUACGAGGAUGCAAAAGAUAUUUAUGGGAAGCCUAUGCGUGGAAGGUUCCCAUAUGAUGAGAGAGGUCGGAUUAUGUUGGAGGAGGGCUACCUUGUCUAUGAAUGCAAUCAAUGGUGCUCAUGCAGUAAAUCUUGUCAGAAUAGGGUUUUACAGAGUGGAGUGCGUGUGAAGCUAGAAAUAUACAAAACCGAGACAAGGGGAUGGGCAGUCAGGGCAAGAGAAGCAAUCCUUUGUGGUACAUUUGUGUGUGAAUAUGUAGGAGAGGUACUUGAUGAGCAGGAAGCAAAUAAAAGACGCAAUAGGUAUGCCACAGAAGGUUGUGGGUACUUCUUGGAGAUAGAUGCUCACAUCAAUGAUAUGAGCAGACUGAUUGAAGGGCAGUCUCCAUAUGUAAUUGAUGCUACUAACUAUGGAAACAUUUCCCGUUAUAUCAACCACAGUUGCUCACCAAAUCUCGUGAAUUACCAAGUUCUCGUGGAAAGCAUGGAACAUCAGCUUGCACAUGUUGGUUUUUAUGCAAGGCGAGAUAUACUUGCAGGUGAAGAACUGACCUAUGAUUAUAGAUACAAACUAUUGCCCGGAGAAGGGUCUCCAUGCCUGUGUGGCUCCUCCAAUUGCAGGGGACGUCUUUACUAAAUCCUCUACUUAAUAUAUUGUGCAUUCAGAGGUUUAUGAAUUCAGAUCUGUAGAGAUUUGGAAUCCCGAGGCAGGCCUGGUGUGUUAGCAGGAAGCAAAAAGUUUGUAAUUGUCCUUAGUUUAUAGUUUGUGUGACCUAGUUUUGUCACACGUCUUCUGGUGAUGUAAUGAAAUUUACCAUCACAGAUUUGUAGCUUUACCAGUUUGCUUUUUCUUUCUCUAUAGUUUCUGGGGUCACUCACUCUUCAAUUUCAAUCAGAAAUGCAUGGCCAAAUUUCCACUCAUAAA